Molecule: messenger RNA, 2974 nt
Organism: Perca flavescens (yellow perch)
Lineage: Eukaryota; Metazoa; Chordata; Actinopteri; Perciformes; Percidae
Product: calcineurin subunit B type 1
Exons: 6
Coding region: 321-833 (170 amino acids)
Molecular function (GO): calcium ion binding
Source: RefSeq, a predicted model, not a curated record
CCUCCCCCCUUUGCCUCUUCUCUCCUCCCCUCCGUCACCGCCUGCUUGUCAAACCAAGCCUCUUCCUUCGCUUACUGUCCCCUCCCAGCGGGUCUCCCUCCCUUUGCCAUUGCAGUGUAGCCUAACCCUCAGUAAAGGGGAGAGAAGGAGAAGAGAGCCUGAAGCCGGGUGGAAAGCCAGGACGAGACCUCAGCGAGUACCCCAACAAUAUAUUUUUUGUGUUGUUUCUCGCCACAGCUCGGCGGCACUACUGACUCCCCCUCCCCUGUUGUAACUCUUUUCCACUCACAUCGCCUGGAUUUCAUCAUUCGACCUGCAAGAUGGGAAAUGAAGCCAGUUUCCCCCUGGAGAUGUGCUCACAUUUCGAUGCUGAUGAGAUUAAGAGGCUAGGGAAGAGGUUUAAGAAACUCGACCUAGAUAACUCCGGCUCACUCAGCGUGGAGGAGUUCAUGUCGCUGCCGGAGCUGCAACAGAACCCGCUGGUGCAGAGGGUUAUCGACAUAUUCGACACAGACGGGAACGGAGAGGUGGACUUUAAAGAGUUCAUUGAGGGAGUCUCGCAGUUCAGCGUCAAGGGAGACAAAGAACAGAAACUCCGGUUUGCUUUCAGGAUCUACGAUAUGGACAAGGACGGCUACAUUUCCAAUGGCGAGCUCUUCCAGGUGCUGAAGAUGAUGGUAGGCAACAACCUGAAGGACACGCAGCUCCAGCAGAUCGUGGACAAAACCAUUAUCAACGCAGACAAGGACGGAGACGGCAGGAUAUCCUUUGAAGAGUUCUGUGCAGUGGUCGGGGGUCUCGAUAUACACAAAAAGAUGGUGGUGGAUGUGUGAGCACUUUUUUGCUUGCUGACUGCCCCCUUCCUCCUCGACACUCGCUUUCUCCGCCAUCUCUGAAGAUCUGCUCAAGACGUCCGGAAAAUCCCUCUCUAUGUAACUCAAUGGACGUAUUCGCUCUCUUUCUCUCUGUAAAGCCACUUUUUCUUUCAAAAAGCACGGGCCUAGUGAAGCCAAUUUUGAAGUGUUAUUGAACUAUAAAUCCUCUCAAUAACCCGGUCGUAGCACUUUAAGAGACUGAAGGACAUCUAUUAGUCAUUCGCAGAGCAACUCUGAUUUUUGGAUGAGGGGGGAGAAAGUGGGUUAAGGGGGGCGCAGUUAAGAGGCUUGUUGGCUUGUUCACAUUUCAUCCUUUUUAUUUUUGAUAUUUAUUUUUUGUUCUUGUCUUUUAUAAAGAAGAAAAAAUACAGUAUAUCUAUGGUUGUCUUGUGAGGGGAAGUGUACGGCAUAUUCACACUAGACUUACAGUACAACUAGAAAGUAGGGUAUGAAGUGCCAACCAGAACAUAUCCAGAAACCAGUCCAAGUUAUUACCGAUCAUCACCACUGUCGUUAAUGCCAGACAGACUGGCUUUUGACACUUCCAGCUCAUAUUUCACGCAAAACUAAAUUUCAGAUGUCAUGACUUUUUGUCCUUAGCAAAGCAUGAAUUCAUGUUUUUCUUUAUUUGUGAUAAGAUUGCUAGGUUUAUUCAUACUUAAUGGGUUUAUAUUGUUGGAGAUUAUCCUUGUUUCCGGUCAUGAAAUCAUAGGUAGAUUAAUUAAUGCCAAGAAAAUGUCUUUCCAAAAAUAUUUUGUGGCUGCAAACUGAUACAUGGUUUACUCUCGAUGAAGCAUUUUGCGUUUACCAGUGUACAUCCAUAAGACAAUCUCCAAAACAAAGAAUAACUCUGCACUCACACUGACAAAUGAAUUGUAGUGGAAUCAUUAGAUUUGUAUUUAAUGUUGAGAACAAAGGCUGGAUGGACUUGGCUAAGAACUGAGAUUAAUAGUGAAUAAUGGUGAGAUUAUACACAAUUUGUGCGAGUACAUAGCAAUUUAAUAGAAAUAUCUGCAGGCAUUUGUUUAACCAAUAUGUGUACAUUAGGUAAUGAAUGUGUGCACAUCUGUAACGGCAAGAGCCCUUCUGAAUACUUACCUUUCUCAAUACAGUACAGGACGGGUCAGAGUUUUCUUUAACGCAACACAAACACUUAAAAUCUUAACAUGCUGGCAUGAUCAGUGUGCAAUGGAAUAAACUAUAUUGUAGUUUCUUUUAUGGAACGUGUACAUUUGAAAAGUUGGCUUCCUCUCCCACAUCUUUUUUCUCUCACAUUCACCUUAUUUUCUCCCCUCCCAUCCACUAAUACUAACAGGGAGAAAAACAAAUUCAACCAAAUUUUAAUUUCCAUGUGAAAAAUGCUUCCCACUAUAUACCACACCGGGACUAGCUUUUAUUUUGCUAUGGAGGCCAUUGGAGGUUUGAACAGGAGUUUUCAGUCAGAUGUUAAUCAGGAGUGCUCAGUGUCCCGUAUCUCAAAGCUCCGCACGGCUCGGGCCUCCCUGUGCUUGCAUGACAUGGAAAUAUUUUUUGUUGUGCAUGUAGAUUUUUUUUUUUUUUUUUUUUUUUUUAAAUCCUCUUGUUUACACAUAGAAGGUGAUGUUAAUAUAUUUAAGAAUUUAAUGGUAUACAAUAUGGAUGUUGCCAAACUUUGGUAAAUGUAUACAUAUUAUGAGAGGUAAUCCAAAUGAACUGAAGUAAAUGUAACUUUUUGUAUUAUACCCGGGUCAGCAAAAUGCUUCUAUUCCAGUAAAGGUUGCAUAUCUGAUCCUGUCUCAAACUGCCACACACUGUACUCCGCUUAAAAGGGGAACUUUUGAUGGUGUUUUUUUUUUUUGUUUUCAUUUCUCUUUUGUAUAUAAGUAUUUGUUAAAAUGCAGUUCUGGCUCACUGUUCUCUGUAUAGUUCAGACCGCGCUUUAGUUUGUAAGUGAUUUUUUUUCUCAGAGGGAGUUGGGUUCUUUUUAGUUUCAUGGGGAUAUCUGAAAAGUUGAAAAAACUUUUUUUUCCUUUUUCUGCAUGCUGCAUCUUAUGCUGUGGGACUGUUGGAAACUUGAUACUAUAUGAAAAUUAAAUAAAAUUUUGAAAGGAUGAAAGUAA